UUGUCUGUAUUAUAAAUAUGUUUGGUUUGACAGCUUCGUUCAAUAUAAAACACAAACGAUACCACUUCUUUAUUUUAAGAAAAAAAAGUUUUGUCAAAAGAAACAAGUGAAUUUUAUCGUCUAAAAAAUUUAAUCCAUUCGAAAAUCUAUUUACGUGAGUUCGAAAGAAGUUCAAAAUGUCAGAAUCCCAACUUCGAAACGGAAAAUCAUAUUCAUCUUCUGUAAAUAUCAUGAAUGUUGACCAGACAAACAAUGGGAACGGAAAUGAGACCGUGGAGGGUGUUGUUGAUGCUGAUAGUGUCAAUAUUGAUGACCAGACAAACAAUGGGAACGGAAAUGAGACCGUGGAGGGUGUUGUUGAUGCUGAUAGUGUCAUUACUGAUGACCAGACAAACAAUGGGAACGGAAAUGGAGCCGUGGUUGUUGAUGCUGAUAGAGUCAUUACUGAUGACCAAACAAACAAUGGGGAUGACACUGAAGCCACGGAGGGAACAUUGAAAACUGCAAUGAAUGUUACCAAAAGAAGCAUGCUCGAAACCUUCAAUUUAGUCAACACCAAAUUAGGAGAGAUGGAAAAGGAAAUCGAAGCUUUAAAGAAUAAAAACAAGACUUUAGAGAAGGAAGUCGAAAAAAUUCCAGACUUACAAAAGCAAAUCGAUGAUAUCCCGAAUUUGUUGAAGAUCGAAAUCGAAAAAUUGAAACGAAAAUGUGACGGCUGCGAGAAGAUCCACGAAUCAGGUGGCAAGGAAAAAUUUUUUACACCGACAUGUAUAGAAAAGAGAAUUGACCAGGACAAUCAAGAGGCAAAGCGGCAACGACGUCUAGUAUUUGGAUCGCCUCGAGGAUGACCUCGAGCUUAACCAUUUUGAAGCCGUACCCAACUCAAAACUUAUUACACCAACGCAACGAAGCAAACGAAACGACCACACACGGCCACCUCCAGCACAAGAUAUCUACCGUUUUAGGCAGCAGAAACGUUUUAAUAAGUCUUAAUUGUAUACUUUGUAGCCAAAUCAAUACACAUUAAUCCAAUAAAGUUUAUUCAGACUUCAGAUGAGAAAGAAACGAAUAAGUAAAUUCUACCAAAAUUACUGUUUCUCACUGAAUGUCAUAUAUUCUCAUCAAUUUCAAUAAAGCUUAGUAUUUUAUCAUGAAAA
Molecule: messenger RNA, 1157 nt
Organism: Sitodiplosis mosellana (orange wheat blossom midge)
Lineage: Eukaryota; Metazoa; Arthropoda; Insecta; Diptera; Cecidomyiidae
Product: transcription factor stalky-like
Exons: 3
Coding region: 177-848 (223 amino acids)
Source: RefSeq, a predicted model, not a curated record